CUCUUCUCUUCCAUUUGGGGAACAAGAUGUUCGGGCGCGGGAGGCUCCCGAGCUCUCUGGGAUGGCCAGCAUGACAGGGAUCCUUGCGGCCCAUGGGCAGAGGCCGCAGCCGUGGGCCGGGCGGGGCGGCCGGAGCCGUUGGGCGGGGCGGGGCCGAGCCAUGGCGGCGGCCGGCAGGAUGUACGUGCCACCUUAUACAUCUUACAUACCUGUACGCCCACGCAGCAGGAUACAUGUACUUGCAGAACCCAAGCCAGUAUUUUCUGAGAGCAGUCCCAGGCUUGCAUGGGGAGACCAAGAGACGAUAUGGACCCUCUCAUGGGGUGCUUUGACAGCUCGACCAUCUGCAAGAAUAUUGUCUCUGUCCAAGCCCAAGACAGAUUUUAGCAAGUACAAGUGCAGGUCCAGACCAGUAAUUGGUGGGCGUUCCCUGCUAGCAAAGUUUGGCUACCCUUCUGAACGGCUACUGAAGUUGGCUGAACCUAAAAAAUACCUCCCUGCUUACCUGGAGAAAAGAGCCCGUGAGUCCCCUGAGUGGCCCGUGUCCCUGGCUGCACAGAACUAUAAUGCCUCCCAGCGGAUACUGGAGCUUGCCCGGCCAAAGGGGCUGCACCCAGACUUCGUGGAGGCCAGAGAGGUUUCCAGGUUACCUCAGAAGGCAAUUGCCAGCCCUCGGACCAUUGAGCUGUCAAAGCCAAGACAGCUCCAUGCUAAGUACGCGCCCCCGCGGGAUCCUGAGUGGACUGUGACAGAGACUGCCAAGCGCGCCGUGGCUUCACCAAGGGUUCUGGAGCUGGCCCAACCUAGCACAAGACCUCGUAUGGGCUUGACUACACUCAACCCAGAUGCAUUCAGAGUGAAAGAGGCUGCUAAGAAGGCAGUUUGUUCUCCUCGGAUUGAAGAACUAGCUCGACCAAUUCAGCGCUAAGCUCCCUCAGAAACGCCUGCCAUCUGCCCACAUCACCCCUUGGAACAUCACUCUCUGGGCUGUGCUGUGGCUGGAAAAUCUCCUUGAACACAGCACAGAGGCAGCACUCAGCAGGAACAAUUUCUGGGAGUUCAAAUAAAAUCAUCAUUCCUUAAGAAUA
This is a messenger RNA of Oenanthe melanoleuca, 1088 nucleotides long. RefSeq names its product sperm microtubule associated protein 2 like (gene SPMAP2L). The record is from RefSeq and is a predicted model, not a curated record. NCBI's taxonomy places the organism in Eukaryota, Metazoa, Chordata, Aves, Passeriformes, Muscicapidae. The transcript is spliced from 8 exons. Bases 62 to 928 code for a protein of 288 amino acids.